This is a messenger RNA of Protopolystoma xenopodis, 1425 nucleotides long. Lineage: Eukaryota; Metazoa; Platyhelminthes; Monogenea; Polystomatidea; Polystomatidae. The record is from the annotation of a GenBank genome assembly.
AUGCCCAAGCUGGAGUUGUUCUGGCCGACCAGUUUCCACUUCCUCGCGCCACUUGGCAACGCGACCGGUGCCUUUGCCGAGCUCGCCCAAUUCGCUCAGCUCGCCGGCGGCCGAGUCCUCGAUGCCGACGGCGACGGCGACGGCAACGGCAACGGCGAUGGCAACGGCGACGGCGAGGCCUUGUUGGCGCCGACCUGCGCGUCGAUGAGUCGCGGAUCCGGCGUCAGCCUGACCCGCGACUAUCUGCUGGAGGAGGCCGGUUUCCGACAGACGGCGCUCGGCCUCUCGCUCGUCUGUGACGUCUUCAUUCUCCUUGGCAACGGGCUGUUGGUGCUCAGUUUGUUUGCCUCGGGCCGGCUCGUCUGCUCGCCGGGCCGGCCGGCGUUGCCGGGGCCGAUGGCGACGGCGACGGCGACGGCGACGCGGCGCCACAACCAGCUGGACCGGUUGCUGCUGGUGCUGGCGCUGUUGCACUUGGCGUCCGUUCUGCUGCCCGGCCUCUUCUGGGCCUACCUCGACGCGGCGACGCGGCCCGACGGCCUCGCGGCGCCCGGCGCGCCUCGCCGUCUCGCCCUUUUGCCCAACGUCUACGCGGCCUACCAGACCGGCCACCUCUGCCUUCAGCUCGGCGUGCUCGUCGUCGUCGUCAGCCUCUGCCUCGACCGGCUGGUCGUCGGGCUGCAGUUGCGUCGCGCCUGCGCCGCCAUGCACCGGCUCGACCAGCUCUCGUUCGCCGUCGCCGUCGCCGACGCCGUCGCCGUCGCCGCGCCUCGCGCCACCGUCAAGUCGACCAGCAGCCAAUCGCUCUUCUCCCUGCGCGCCGGCCUGCUCGUCGCCGGCCUCUGCCCGGCGGCCCGACUCGUCAGCCUUCGGCUGGCCCUCUGGCCGCCCGGCCGCGCCGCGCCGCGCCGCAGGUUGGUGCUGCUGGUCGCGGGAUUCGUGCUCGUCUGUCUCUGUAUCAUGCUUGUCAGUCUGGCCUGCUCCGGCCGCGCUCUCCAACGCUCCCGGCGACAGCGCCUCCGCCGGCUCCGGUCGCGCAGCCUCUCCCGCCUCCAGCUCCUCGGGCCGCCCGGACAGACCGGCUGUCUGGCCGGCAGGACUCGAGCCAAGGACCGUCUGCGCAUCUGCCGGCCGGCAGAUGAGCCACUGACCGAGGCCUAUUGCCUCUGUCCGGGCUGCCGGAGAAGACGCCGCAUCGACCGGCUCACCGACAGCUGGCAACAGUACCUCAGCGUCUGUCUACUCGCCGCAUGCUCGGGUCUCAUGUGGACAUUCACUGCCGUGAGUCGCCAUGACAACCCUCCUUCCCUCCUCUUUGAGCUGGGCUCGGUUGGAGCUCAAUCGGAGGACACUUGCCUCUCCGACUCGGGCCCGACGGUCAGGCGGUGGCCGAAGAUGCGCCAACCUGAGUACAGUUCGUUUUGA